Molecule: messenger RNA, 2444 nt
Organism: Falco peregrinus (peregrine falcon)
Lineage: Eukaryota; Metazoa; Chordata; Aves; Falconiformes; Falconidae
Gene: TGM4
Product: transglutaminase 4
Exons: 15
Coding region: 315-2444 (709 amino acids)
Biological process (GO): peptide cross-linking
Molecular function (GO): protein-glutamine gamma-glutamyltransferase activity
Source: RefSeq, a predicted model, not a curated record
CAUACCUUCACCAAGGAGGAGGAAAAGAAGUCAUGCUGCUGAACCACAGCCAGCCACUCUGGCCAGCAAAGACAAAGGGAGAUUUGCCUGUAGGAAGGACGGAAAUCACCUGCUGACAACAUGAAACGAGGAACUUCCUUUCUCUAAACACCACCCCUUUGGCAGUGGACCUGCUGACACCUCAGAGCCCGGCACUGAUAAAAAGGGCAGCCCGUGUUCCUUCGCCACACUCAGAAGCGAGUGGCAGAGGCUACUCAGGAGCUUGGAAGCUGCUGGCACUGCAGGCACCUCGGGUCGAAACGCUGACAAGAGCCAUGAGCGGUAACGCUGAGACCAGUCUGGCAGUCACUGGGAUUGACUUUCUCAAGAGCCAGAACUCCUGCCUGCACCACACGGAUGCGUACAACAUCAAGAACCUGGUGGUGCGACGGGGGCAGGCCUUCCAGCUGCAGGUCAGCUUCAACAGGGCACCCAGGACAACCGACAAGCUCUCCGUGCGUUUUGGCUUUGGCGAAAAGCCAAUGAAAGUCAGGGGGACCCUGAUGUCACUGAACCCGAAGUGGGAGCAGGAUCCCAACGAGUGGCGAAUCUCCAUCAUCAGGAGCAGUGGCAAAGAGUGCCUGCUGUCUAUCACCAGCUCGCCCAAGGCCCUGGUGGGAAAAUACAUCCUGAACGUGAAGGCUGGGACUAGCAUUUACGAGCCUGAGAACAGUGCUAUCUACCUUUUAUUCAAUCCCUGGUGCAAAGAUGAUGUCGUCUUCCUGGCUGAUGAGGCGCAGAGAAAGGAAUAUGUGCUCAACGAUACAGGCUACAUCUAUGUCGGCUCUGCAUACAACAUAUACGGUAGACCCUGGAAUUUUGGGCAGUUUGAGGACUUCAUCUUGGAUGCCUGCAUGUAUCUGCUGGACAAAAGCAAACUCAAGCUGAGCUACAGAAGGGAUCCUGUGCUUGUGUCCAGAGCCAUGUCUGCUUUGGUUAACGCCAAUGAUGACAGCGGUGUCCUGCUGGGGAACUGGUCAGGGAAUUACAGCCACGGGACCUCCCCUAUGGAUUGGAUUGGGAGCGUCUCAAUUCUGCAGGACUAUUACAGAACGAAGAAGCCAGUCUGUUACGGACAAUGUUGGGUCUUUUCAGGAGUCCUCACUACAGUCAUGCGUUGCUUGGGAAUUCCGUCCCGCUGUGUGAGUAACUUCAACUCAGCACAUGAUACAGAGGAGAACCUGAGAGUUGACGUUUACCUGAAUGAACUCGGAGAAAAGCUAGAGAAUAAAUCCUUCGACUCUGUCUGGAACUUCCACGUGUGGAAUGACGUCUGGAUGAAGAGGCCAGACCUGCCAAUGGGGUUUGAUGGCUGGCAAGCAAUUGAUUCAACCCCUCAGGAGAAAAGUCAAGGUAUAUUCCAGUGUGGUCCAUGCCCGCUGAAGGCUAUCCGAGAAGGGGAUGUGUAUUUGCCCUUCGACAGCAAGUUUGUGUUUGCGGAAGUGAAUGCUGACAAAGUCUACUGGGUUGUCAGGAAGGUGAAUGGCAAGGAGAAGUACACCAAGAUGGGCGUGGAGACCCAGUGCAUCGGCUUGAACAUCAGCACAAAAGCCGUGGGGCAGAACACGCGGGAAGACAUAACGGCGCAGUACAAGUUCCCUGAAGGCUCCAAAGAGGAAAGGCAGGCCAUGCAGAGAGCUACCUCCUUCAUACAGCCUUCAGGAAUGACACCUCGCGCGCGCUUUGGUUCACCUAUGCGCAUGGCUAACAGCACGGACUCCAGGCCUGAGGUCCUGCAGGAGGCAGUCUCCAAGACUGGGAUCCAGCUUGAGAUAAUCCAUAAAGAGGCUUUGUAUCCUGGCAAUCCCCUUGAACUGGCUGUCACCGUGAAGACCUCUACUCCUGGGAGCUGGACCAUCAAUCUUACCAGCUCCUGCCAGCUGCAGUCCUAUACUGGGAAAGUUCAGGCUAAACUUGGACAUAUCAAGGAGACCGUCAAGCUUGAAGGCAAAUCUGAGAUGCAGGUCCCUCUGAAAAUUAUGGCCGACGCAUACAUGAAGACACUGGCCUCAGUGGAAGAUGAAGCACUCAUCCACGUCACCGCCAUUGCCGAGGUCCAGGGGACAGAUGACAAGCUCACCAAGGAGACGACAAUGAGCUUCGAGUACCCCCCCAUCACCGUCCAGAUGCCAGAAACAGCCAAACUGAACAAGGAGUUCACCUGUGCCUUCAUCUUCAAGAACGAGCUGAAUACUGCCCUGGACAACUGCAAACUGCUGGUGGAGGGCCUGGGCCUGUUUAAGAUGGCAACGUUUGAUGAGGGGGAUGUAAAGCCUGGUAGGAUCAUUAAGUCUCAAAUAAUAUGCACUCCAACAAGACUAGGAGAGAAGAAAAUAGUAGCCAAGCUGACCUCGACCCAGAUCAAAGGGAUCUCUACAGAGAGGGCCAUCACCAUCACCGAGUAG